AUGGUGUGGCUAGCUAUACAAGGUCGAUUGCUUACACAAGAGAGAAAGUUGAGACUGCACAUUCAGGUUGAUGACACUGAAUGUUGUCUAUGUGAAGAGAAAGUUAUGGAGACCACAAGGCAUUUGUUUGAAGAAUGUAAAUGGUCUAAGAUGGUAUGGCAAGAGAUAGUUCAGUGGACAGGUAUAUAUUUGAUAAACAAUGGGAUUAAACAGUUUCUGGAUGGAAUAAAGGAGAAACAUUGGAAGCAGUUUAAAAUGGAGACUAUUGCGGCAAUUAGUGGAGCAGUCCUAUAUUACACUUGGCGUGCUAGAAAUUGGAAGAAGUACAAAGGAAAGAAUGUAAAUACAAAAGAUGCAGUCAUACAGAUUAAGAAGGAGAUAACAGAAAGAAUACAAUUCUUGAGUAAUUCAAAGAAAGUUCAAAGAUGUAGAGGUUUCAUUCAGCAUUUAUUUUGUAAUUAG
This is a messenger RNA of Solanum verrucosum, 462 nucleotides long. RefSeq lists its product as uncharacterized. NCBI's taxonomy places the organism in Eukaryota, Viridiplantae, Streptophyta, Magnoliopsida, Solanales, Solanaceae. The coding region runs from base 1 to 462 and encodes 153 amino acids. The record is from RefSeq and is a predicted model, not a curated record. The transcript has a single exon.